UAUGUUAUUUUGCUAUGCUGAUUGUACUCUAGUGUGGAGUUCACUUGCCUGUGUGUUUAUGCUACACAUGAUAACAUUGUAUCCAGCGCCUCAGUGGUUAUGAGUAGAGCAGAGCAGUGUGUUCAAAGCCAGGUAACCCCACUGUAGGGCCCCAAUUCUGAAGCAAUGUGCAAACUGGAGAGCGUCUGCGCUGCGUGCUGCCAUGUCCCCCGUGCUGUGAUUCUGAACAGAGCACAGGCUGGACUCUGAUUUGGUUACCACUGUCCAGUCCAUGGACAGGGUUAACAAAUCAAGAGAGACUGACCUCCCCUUUAAAUCAAGAGAGACUGUCCUCCCCUUUAAAUCAAGAGAGACUGACCUCCCCUUUAAAUCAAGAGAGACUGACCUCCCCUUUAAAUCAAGAGAGACUGACCUCCCCUGUAAUGUGGAAAACAAGCGUUUCUUGGGAUUAUCAAUAAUAUCACAAUAAGAUUUCUUUAUUUCCAUUAUAGUAAACAUCCCCAUAGCUGUACAAUAUGGACCAUUUCUUUACUGGACCUGCUCAAGGAUAUCUCAUGUCAGUCACAGUUAGACUAGCUGCUUAUACACAGUGUGAUCUAUUAUUCAGUGUUAUUCAAUAGAUGAUUUUAGACCUCCAUGUUCAGAAUGUAACCCAGCUCUCUUCUUUCACAGAGUCUGUGAAGCGAGAGGUCCUUAAAUCAGAAUGGAAGUGGAUCAUCAGCUCAGCAGUUGAUGUGACUCUGGACCCUGAUACAGCACAGCCCCAGCUCAUCCUGUCUGCGGAGGGGAAACGAGUGAGACGGGGAGAGACAUGGCAGGAUCUCCCUCAUAAUCCAGAGAGAUUUGAUGACUGGUCCUGUGUGCUGGGCAGGGAGGGCUUCACCUCGGGGAGACACUACUGGCAGGUGCAGGUGCAGGGGAAUAAAUGGUGGAGAUUAGGAGUCAGCAGAGAGUCUGCCCUGAGGAAGGGGGAGUUCAACACAACCCCCCAGCAGGGUUACUGGGCUGUGUGGUGGGGGAAUGGAGAUAGAGGUGAGUUCACUGCUCUCACUGACCCCCGGACCCCCCUCCCCCUGAGCCUGAAGCCCCAGAAACUGGGGUUGUAUUUGGAUUAUGAAGAAGGGCAGCUCUCCUUUUACAAUGCGGAGACCAGAUCUCACAUCUACACUUUCACUGACAUGGAGUUCAAUCCCAAUGAGAAACUCUAUCCAUUCUUCUAUACUUACAGUGAAACAAACCUUGUGCUGGAGUCCCCUGACCCUGUCAGCGCUGCAGAUUAAACACACAUUGCUGUCUGAACCAGGAAACUGUUGUAAUACAUACCUAAACAAAGGAAGCAAAGACGGGGGACCAUAUUAAAUGUAUACAUAAUAACGUGCUUGGGAAUAUAACGCUCCUACAGCAUGUCCCCCAAUUCUCUAUACAAGUGCAAUAUUUCUACAGUAAAUACAGUACCGGUGUUCAAACUGUAAACAACUUAUCAGUGUAACUUCCAUUUCUGUCUCUCCCUUUUGAUACAGUAUCUGAACUGAAGAAAAGAUGCGCUGGCACUUUAUAACACAGACAUCUUAUUCAGCAUUCAUUUUAUAACUAAAUAAAUAUUAGGUCUGUAACGUGGUUGUCUUUCCUAAUGUAUUUACUUUUUUGCUGCGAGAGGAGCUGCAGUUUUCUCCGGGAUACGAGACACUUCAGCCCCGCUCCAGCAGCCGAACCUGGAGCGAGCCCAUUCCCUCGUCCCCUCUCCCGACCCGCUCUCCUUCUUGCAUUUUGUUAGUUUGCUUGUCUGGCGCUUCGAACUGAACUCCCCACUGCCGUUUAGCCAGGCUAUAGUUUAAAAACUGCUGAUUAAAAUUAUCCUCGAGUGGGAAUGUUACCUUUUUUUAUUUUUUUUGUUAAAAAUAUAGCAUUGAUUACAUUGUGUUUUAUGCAUGGUUAAUUAACAGAAAGUUACAUUUUUGAUUCACUGUAUGCGUAUUAUAGAGAGGGAAUUAUUUUAUUUAGUAUUUUAGUCAGAUGUGUGUUGUUAUGUGUCCCGCGGUGUAAAGGUAAGGAGUUAAGAAAACGUUUACCGGUUGAGGUCCUGGGCGUUGCCACUUUUUCUUGUAAUGACGCUUGAGCGUGAUGAUGAAAUGCAGUAACCCCGCCCACAGCCUGCUUCGGCCCCGAGACAGAUUCAGAUAUGUUGCAGGGCUGGAGUUUCACGGCUUGGUUCCAGCUCGGCUCGGUUAUUUGCUAGUGUAAACACUCCCGUACCGUCACGGUACGGGUGUGCUAGUGUAAACAGGGUAUUAGUUAGAGUAAAGUUGACUCACAGACUGAGAGAGAGGAGCUCAGAGGAAGAACUUAAACACCAGCUCCAAUGAAACCAGCGAACACACCCCAAUAAUUCAACACACUUGGAAGAAAACUGAAAUAUUGUUUAAGGAACUCUAUUAACCUACAUCUCCGCUGAAGAAAGUGGAAGUUAACAAUCAAUGAGUUAAUGAUGGGCUGAGUUGUCUGACCAAGAAAGGACAUCUCAAUGUGAAGAGGAUUUUUCUUAUAGAACAAAGACCUGAACAGGACAACGGCCAAAGUCAUCACCCCAGGGAUCAACACUGUGAAUCAAAUUGAGUAUUCAACAUGAAACUAGAAGAAUAGAAAAGAGUCACUGAAGAGAUACUUGGGAAAUGGAAUGAAUGCAUGUUUGCAGAAAGGCUGGUUCUUGUGAAAUAUAAAGGGGUGUACGAUAUCUAGCACAUUGUUUCAACUAACAAAGGGGCUGCAAUAAUAUUAUAUGGGAGUGAUUUAACAAGUAUACAGAGGGAGGAUCAAUAGCGAUCCAAGAGAUUGAGAGAAGGGCCUGGAAUAAUAUUACAUGGGAGUGAUUUAACAAGUAUACAGAGGGAGGAUCAAUAGCGAUCCAAGAGAUUGCGUGAAGGGGCUGGAAUAAUAUUACAUGGGAGUGAUUUAACAAGUAUACAGAGGGAGGAUCAAUAGCGAUCCAAGAGAUUGAGUGAAGGGGCUGGAAUAAUAUUACAUGGGAGUGAUUUAACAAGUAUACAGAGGGAGGAUCAAUAGCGAUCCAAGAGAUUGAGUGAAGGGGCUGGAAUAAUAUUACAUGGGAGUGAUUUAACAAGUAUACAGAGGGAGGAUCAAUAGCGAUCCAAGAGAUUGAGUGAAGGGGCUGGAAUAAUAUUACAUGGGAGUGAUUUAACAAGUAUACAGAGGGAGGAUCAAUAGCGAUCCAAGAGAUUGAGUGAAGGGGCUGGAAUGAAUAAGAACAAGUGAAGUGGGGUUAAGUUUCUGUUCCGUGGAUUCUAAUUAAAAUAAAUAUAAUUAACAACAGAUUGAUGAAUAAUGAAUUACCAUCUCUUAAUAUCUUAAUCAGAUUUCACUGAAAUGUAUAUUCUAAUAUUUACUGAUUGGCAUUCACUCAAACAGUUAUCCUGUUUGGAUAUUCAUAUUACUUGAUUAUUGAUUUAAGAAUAUUGCUCAUCCUAUAUAAAAAAAUUCUAGACAAUAGAUGAAUGCAUAGAUGUAUACAAGAUAUAAAGGUGUUGUAGAUGAAUGCAUUAUUUUCCAUGUAAUCAAUAUUUACACUGAAGCUGAGAUAUUUCCUGAAUAUUAUUCAUUGCUAAACUGAUUUCUGAUAUUUUGAUAUGAAUCUUCUUUUCUGUUUUUGUAGCGUAUCCAUUUUCUAUCUUUCUUGAUAAAAUGUAUACAAG
Molecule: messenger RNA, 3707 nt
Organism: Acipenser ruthenus (sterlet)
Lineage: Eukaryota; Metazoa; Chordata; Actinopteri; Acipenseriformes; Acipenseridae
Product: butyrophilin subfamily 1 member A1-like
Exons: 3
Coding region: 621-1280 (219 amino acids)
Molecular function (GO): protein binding
Source: RefSeq, a predicted model, not a curated record